Messenger RNA from Bemisia tabaci, 9042 nucleotides. RefSeq names its product BRCA2, DNA repair associated (gene Brca2). Gene Ontology annotation, biological process: double-strand break repair via homologous recombination; regulation of DNA-templated transcription. Gene Ontology annotation, cellular component: nucleus. The record is from RefSeq and is a predicted model, not a curated record. Lineage: Eukaryota; Metazoa; Arthropoda; Insecta; Hemiptera; Aleyrodidae.
AUGGUCUUCACUCUUCAGCUUCAGCUCUCACACGAUAAAUUUUGUAGUGAACUUCUCAAAUUCUUAGUAGUCAGCGAUUUCAACCGUAUCUUAAAUCCUUUGAAGUGUUUUAUCCUAGUAAUUCGCAUCGUCGUUUGAAGUCAGAUUACACCAAGGCGUUAUCUGUUAAUACUGUGUUCCAUGAGAGCCCCUAAAUAUGGCCUGACAGCAAACUCAAUCUCCUAGGUUCUGAUUUUCUUCCCAAUCGUUUUGUGUUUUAAGUGCUCGUGAAUAAAACUGAUGCUAAUCCUUCUCUUCACUUCCGCACCUAUGAGACGUUUGUAAAAAAAAGUCGUGUGUGAGUAAUGCAAGGUCAUAGUGGAGACCAUCAUUAUUUCAGCCUCCACUUUGGUACCUUUGGAGAUGGAUGACAGUGAAUGUUACAAAUCUCCUGUGGUGAAUCAUGAUGUCUCAUUGAACCUAGAAGGCAUACAAAAUACAAUCCUUGAAGACAGGUCGAGUCCCAUAGUUGCCAGUAGCCAGCCUUUCUACACCAGUACAGAUAAGAGAAAAAAGACUGCCCAUGCAAACAGCAAUUCACUACUGGAUAGGACAGCUGAGUUUCUCACCUGCUCAGACUCGAGCAAAACUUGGAAUGAGUCAACACCAUCCCGGGAGUCAAAUGUUUCUGCAGAUCUCGAUGCUGGUUUUAGCCCCAUUCGAUCAAAUGAGCAGACUAUUCCAACAUCUUUAGAGCAGCUUAUAGAUCCUCACAAUCUUGAGUGGACGUCGUCAUUGGCCUCUCCUGUUUGUCAGAGGACCUCAGAGUCUGUACUGAAAACUGCCGAAAAACAAGUGUUUUGUCCGAGCAACAACUCCAGAUUUGUUGUCAGCACCAAUUCCUCUAGAGCUUGUGAGUCAGACUCGACCCUCAACGAGUCCAAAAAAUCUGAAUCAUUUCUUUCAAAAUCUGACGCCAUUUUUAGAAGCAAUGACAGUAUUCUCCCGCCCAACAGAACUCUCAACUCCGAAGAAAAUCAUCUGAAGAAGCAUUCAUCUCUGUUUGAGAGGACAUCUCAGAUGUAUAUCAAUCAAGACGAUCGCAAUACUGAAAUUUUUGAAACUAGUCUAUUUCCAAACAUUGAUCUAACUCAAGACCCAAUGAACUCCGACGAAAAUUCAACCUCUCCUGUUCUUACGCAGAGUAAAAAAAAAACCACAGCAAGUAGUAAAAAAAGUUAUCGCAAGGAAGACAUCAAGAAUAAAGUUGCCUCAAAUGUCGUUAAAUGCUUGUUCAAGCAAACAACAACAGAAUCAAAGGAGGAAAAAAUUGAAGAAGAGAAACCGGUUGUUGAAGAGAAACCGGCUGCUGAAGAUAAACCGGCUGCUGAAGAUAAACCGGCUGCUGAAGACAAACCAGCUGCUGAAGAUAAACCGGCUGCUGAAGAUAAACCGGCUGCUGAAGACAAACCGGCUGCUGAAGAUAAACCGGCUGCUGAAGAUAAACCAGCUGCUGAAGACAAACCGACUGCUGAAGAUAUCUGUUUAGCUUCGAAAAGUAAUUUUUCACAAUUUUGUCAGUACAGCACUCAAGAUUUCUCAAUCAAUACAGUCGACCAGAUUUGUUUUGCAACAGAGAUCAUUGACUCACCGCUUUCUCCUGAGCUGUGUGUCUCUCAAGGUAGAAAUAAAAAUCAAAUUAAACCCUCUUGGUGCUCGCAGAAAAUUUUUAAUCAAUCAAUUAUUGAUGCCAUUGAAAAUCUUGACUCAUCGCAAAAAGGAGAGAGUUCAUAUUCAAAAAGUGAUGAAUUUCUAGUCCCAUCAAUUCCAGCAGUAAUUUCUAGUAAAGCCAAAGUGAGUGAUGAUUUAAAUCUGGAAAUGAUGAAAGCGAACGCCGUGUCAACAAAAUCAAAAUUGAAGAAACUUAUUUAUCUUAUUAAUGAUGGUCCCUGCACUCAAAGAUUAGAUAUCAAUACUUGCUCAGACAUGAUUCUAAAGAAUGCAUUUGUUUUUGAAGAAGACCCUUCGUGUGUAAAAAGUGGAAUAUUAUCUCAAAAGUCUCAAAAGAUAAAUAAUCCGGGAGGAUUUGUCCCGUUCUCAAAUUUCGUUGACUCAUCAAGCAAAUCUUGUAGAAUACUGACCAAUUGCGUUUCCAAAGCUUCCCAAAAAAUUUUACCUGGAAGUACUUUUAAGAGCCCCAGUAAUGAGAUAAGUCCGUAUUUGUUAAAGAAUUUAGAACAUAACAAGGAAGAUCUCUCUGCUUUUGAGAGUAGUGCAAUGAAUGAAUCAAAGGCUGGUUUAAAUCUAUACUCAGUAAGUGACACCCAGAUGUUUCGUAUUGGGGAACUGAUAGACAAUGCAAACUUGAUCACCAGUUCCUCCAUCUUGUCGACUGAUCCUGUUGAAGACAGAAAUAGAUCUGUAUCAAAACAAUCAAACGUUAAUGCAGAAGAAACCAAUCCAUCGCCAGCUAGUUCGGAUCCGUGCAAUUAUUUUGAAAGAGAUUCAGUUGUCACGCAAGUUCAGCAAGCAAAACCUUCAAACAGUGUUUUAAGUCCUCCCUUGUUCCAUAACUCGGCUAGUUCUUCCAAUUCCUAUCUAAACGACAGCUCUAACAGUGUACAUAAUGCUUCAUUUUUAAAUCAAACCAUAAUUGGAGAUCAAGACUCCUUCAAUGUCUGUGAUAAUGUACAUGAAACCACGAAAACUACAGAUGAUUUUACCAUCUCUGAAAAGAGUGAACCAGUCACAAAUUACGUAAAUGAUUCCAAUUAUAAUUACAGAGAUGAAAGACUUUAUGACCCAAAUAUAAGUAAAAAAAAACUUUUGGAGUCAGGAUACUCCCCAUGCAAAGAUGUUUCAUCCCCUUGUAAGUCAGAUGCAAGUUUCCAAAAGCAGCAGUUAGUGCAUCGUGAUUUUUCAACUGCUAGUGGAAAACAAGUGACUGUUUCAGAGAAAGCUUUGAAGCAAGCCCAACAAAUUUUUGAAGACUGUGAUAGUACUAAAAUGUCAGAAUCAACUACUGCAUCGCAUAAGAAAGUUGCUUGUCAAAGAACUCCCGAGCAAUUUCAACAGGAGUCUGAAAAUCGUUAUACUUCCACAAAACAUGUUUCCUCCGUAGAAGUUGAUAUUGACAGUAGAGAAACUUUUCAAAAUUUAACACAUCAAAGAAAUGAUAUAAAUGAAAAACAAGGAACUGAAAGUUUCCCUUCAGAAGCAUUUCACCGCAGUAGUAAGACUCUAAAAAUUUCAGGUUUGGGAAAUGUACAAAGUGAGACACUGUGCGCAGAAUCUGACGAAAGUGCACCCUCCAGACCAAUUCCAGCUCUUGGAUUCUCCACCGCCAGCGGCAAGAAAGUUGUUGUCUCAGAGGCGGCCCUAAGGAAAGCACAAGAAAAGCUAUACAUGGACGAUGAAAGUACUUUCUCGUCCGCCUCCAUCGUAGAUCCUCUCACAGCCUGCCAGAAAGAAAUCUUAGUUUCGAAAAAUGCUCUCAAUAGAUCUCAAUAUUUGCACCAUACUGUUGGUGAGGAAUGUAUGCCAGUCAGAUCGACUGGGCCUUGUGAAUUCUCUACAGCCAGCGGAAAAAAAGUUUCAAUCUCAGAAGUUGCUCUGAAGAAAGCGAGACAAUUCUUCAAUGACUGUGAUAAUAACACACCAGUCAGAUCAGCUUCCUCAGCUGCAUUCUCCACAGCUAGUGGUAAAAAAGUAUAUGUUUCACAAGAUGACCUUAAUAAAGCAAGAGAAAAACUUGAUACUUGUGAUGAUCCAUCUCCUGUUGUGGAAAAUCCUGCAACCAAAAAUAUGAGUGAUUUCGUUCAAGAGAGUGUUCUCAGCAGAACACAUUUGCAGUCAAAUACUUCUCAUAAAGCAGUGUCAGCACUAGGUUUCUCUACUGCAAGUGGUAAGAAAGUUCCUGUUUCUGAAGAUGCCUUAAGUAAAGCACGGCAGUUGCUCGAAACCGAUGAUGAUAUUACGCCGGUGAGACCAAACUCUGCUGUUGGAUUUUCAACUGCAAGUGGUAAGAAAGUUCCCGUCUCUGAAGAUGCCUUACGUAAAGCACGGCAGUUGUUCGAAAGUGACAAAAGUACACCAAUAUCGUCUACUUCUUUGAUGGGCUUCUCUACUGCAAGUGGUAAGAAAGUUCCCGUCUCUGAAGAUUCCUUAAGUAAAGCACGGCAGUUGCUCGAAACCUGUGAUAAUAUCACACCAGUGAAACCAAACUCUGUUGUUGGAUUUUCAACUGCAAGUGGUAGGAAAGUUCCCGUCUCUGAAGAUGCCUUACGUAAAGCACGGCAGUUGUUCGAAAGUGACAAAAGUACACCAAUAUCGUCUACUUCUUUGAUGGGCUUCUCCACUGCAAGUGGUAAGAAAGUUCCUGUUUCUGAAGAUGCCUUAAGUAAAGCACGGCAGUUAUUCGAAACCUGUGAUGAUAUUACGCCGGUGAGACCAAACUCUGCUGUUGGAUUUUCAACUGCAAGUGGUAGGAAAGUUCCUGUUUCUGAAGAUUCCUUAAGUAAAGCACGGCAGUUGUUCGAAAGUGACAAAAGUACACCAAUUACGCCAAAUUCUUUGAUGGGCUUCUCUACUGCUAGUGGUAAAAAGGUGUCUGUAUCGGAUGACGCUGUGCUCAAAGCCAAAUUGUUUCUGGAUUCCACUGAUUAUAGCAGCUCAUAUACAUCUAUCCCUCCCAUGAAAUUUUCUGUAACUGGUGGAAAAGAAAUAGUUGCUUCCAGCAUCGAAAAACAGGUUGCCUCUAACAAACCUGAACGAUCAUUUGGAUGUGCCAAAAAGAACUUGAAUAAUCGGAAUUCUUUACUGUACCAUGAUUCCUUGUCUCGUCGAGAAGAUACUGAGCAGACCCCUCACAAACGAUGCAAAAUUGAUCAAAAUUUUGAUAGAACUGAACCAUUUAUUAAAAACACCAAGAGUACAUCUGGUACCUUUGUAAAAUCUAAUUUUAGAGGAAUGGAAGGAAAAUUCAAAGAAUGUUUGAGUGAAGCAGAAAACAAGAAGCAAACUCCUAUGAAAAGGAAUUUUGCUUUGAAAGAUUCCAGUAAUUCUUAUCAAUCACUAAACAUGUCAAAUGUGUCGCCAAGUAUCGCACGAGAAGUUUCAGAAAGUGCUGCUGCUCUAAUGAAUGAUGAAGAGAACUCUGAGUCAGGCACAGAUUGGUCAUCAUCUAUUGUCAAAUCUGCGAAUGUAUCUAAUCAAGUUUCCUGCUUUGAAUCCUUUUUUUCCUGUGAAAAUGAUGAUGACGAUGGAUCAACUUCCCCUAUCCUUAUAUCAGAACACAGUAAAAGACGGAAACGAACAAAACGAUUGGAUGCCGCAAAACAAAAAACCCUCUCUUCAAUGGGAAUGUCUCCCUCCAUACCUUCAGGCUCCUCUCCAUUCCUAACACCUGGUAGCUCUGGAGUCCGUCAAAUUGUGGCAGAUGUGCCAAGAAGUUUGCUGUUCAAGAAGGGAGUACAGUGUUAUAGUACUCCGAAAAUGGAUGGACCAAGGAAACGAGAAAGAGAAACUGAUGUCUGUGCACCUUUUAAUAAACGUCUGAAAGAAUGUGGCGAGCCGAGAGAAGAUUCUUGUGAGAAAAGAGUGCUUGAUGCCCGAUUGAAAGCAGCGGAAGAGCAAGAGAAAGUUAUCAGGAUCAGGAAGAAAGUGAAAGUACCUCAAGAAAUAGGAAGCUAUUUAAGGAAGAAGAUGACUGAAAAACGAAUAUUAUUAAGACAUGCAGUUUUACAACAGCAGCCAAAGAUAUUUUCUAAAGAAGACUUACAACUUCAUGGUGUUACUGAGAAUGUUAUGCAAGUCACAGCUGAAAAUGCCCUGAAUUUUCGGUUCUCUGCACAGGAUCAUUACAGUGAUGAAGUUACUAAAAGCAACUGCGAAGGCAUCGAAGUUGGUGAUGGAGCUAAAAUCGUUCUUGCAGAGGAUGGAACUGCUGGCUUGAAAGAAAUUCGAAGAGCAUUUUUGUCGAGUCCUGGUGUUGAUACUGCUAUUGUUCCUGAAAAAUGGGUUGAUAAUCACUACCGAUGGAUAGUUUGGAAACUUGCAUGUAUGGAGCAGAGGUUUCCACAAAUUUAUGCAAAGAAAUGCUUGACAAUGGACAACUUACUUUUUCAAUUAAAGUACCGUUAUGACAGAGAAAUUGACCGAGCGCAAAGGUCAUCCUUGAGGAAAAUUUUGGAGUCCGAUGAAGCAGCCUCUAGGCGGAUGAUUCUUUGUGUUUCAAAGGUGACCCAGUCAAGCAGCACGACGGAGUUAGAACUGACUGACGGAUGGUAUAGCGUAAAAUCUUUUGUGGAUUCUGCAAUGGCCUCGCUUCUUCAAAGAAAGAAAAUUGUCGUCGGAACUAAAUUGAUGAUUCAAGGUGCUGAACUGCUCAAUUGUGAACAAGGCUGUGAUCCGCUGGAGGUUAGAGGAAACAUUUCUUUAAAAAUACAUUCUAAUUGCACAAGAAGAGCCAAGUGGGAUGCCAAGAUGGGUUUUUUCCAUGAUUCUGGUCCUAUUCCUGUACGUUUAGAUUCGGUGUUGUGUGGUGGAGGAGUGGUGGGAAAGCUACAUGUAUUCAUUGCUAGAGUAUAUCCAGUUUUGUACCUUUCAAAAGGAGCCAAUGGGAAGAGUGUCUUUUUAAAUGAGAAGCUUGAGAUCAGUCAACGAACAUCUGAAGAUAGAGAAAAAUCAAAAAGAAUGGAGGCUAUGUUUAAUGAAGUGAAGAAGGAAUUAGAAGAAGAAAGCAGGAAGAAAACUCGGUCCAGUCGGAGGUCGUACUCAAAAAGACAAAUUUCGUCUCUUUCAUCUGGUCCAGAGCUGGCUGAAUAUUUAGAAGCCGCACUUGAUCCUUCCAUAAUUCAAUUCUCAGAAGAGCAACUCAGAACUCUAUCCGAGUACAAACGUAUGGAGGAAGAAAAAAUGGUACAAGAACUUCGUUCCCGAGUGAAUGAACGCUUGAAGAAUGAAGAAAAUACAAGGAAAAGCUCCACACCGUUGUUAAAAGUUCGAAUAGUAGAAGGCAGUGCAUCGCACUCCAAUUCUCGCUCAUCAGCAAUUUUAACUGUUUGGCGGCCACCAGAAGACGUCUCAUUACUCUUGAAGGAAGGAUCUUUCAUGAAUAUUUACAAUGUAUUACCGUCAAGUUCCAGGUAUGGUGAUGACAUAAGCCUUUCAACGAGUUUUCACACUCGUUAUGAGUUGGUUUCCAAAGACAUGAACCAUCCUCUAUGUAGAGAAGUCUCUCAUUUCACAGAAAUUUCCAAUCCCAAAUUCGGAGAAGUUGAUGUUGUAGGAAUUGUCAUUCAUAUUGAGUCAGGGACUGCUGGGAAAAGUUCUUUUCACAAAGCCUAUCUAUCAGAUUUACAAGAGAAUUUUCUGGCUAUUUCUUUCAGUAAUAGUCUUUCGGACCGUGGCUGGAGUGAUGUUGUGAGGAAAAAUGCUGCAAUUGCUUGCUGUAACUUACAGUGGACUGGUGGGAAAGUUGCAAUGAAAAUUCCUCUUCUCUUUUGCUCUGAAGUUUCGUUUUUCACUGGACAUCCAAAAAUGAAACAUACAGAAAUCGCUCUGCAAAAGUUUAAAAAAAAUCCUCUCUUGAAGGAUGUCUGCAGUUUUGUAAACACUCAAAAAGAAAAGCUGCUUGCUAUUCUUGCCAUAAACUCCUCAAUGGAAGAUCCCGAACCUGCAAGUGUUUCAAAAUUAUCUAAAGGGAGUGAGAGCAAUUUUUCCGCCCUGCUAGACGAUUCUGUGUUUACGGAGGAAGCUUUAAAUUCAAUCGGAGUCGCAGCAGAAUCAGGUAUGAAUUCACUCAUUGUUGAUGCCAGAAUCACGCCUGUACAGCAAAAAAUCCAGCGUUUACAAUCUUAUGGCUCAGCCCCAUCAUUACCAAAAAUACACAUUCCUAAACCCAAUUUAAACCUAAGGAAAGGAUUUAAAGUGCCUGCAAAAAUUGACCAGAGCUAGCAUUUCUUGUUGCUUAAAAGCACCUUAUAUAUUGUAUCAGUUGAAAACUAUCUGUGCUUUUUAUUUUCUUUUCCUGUGUAUAUAUCCCUGGCACUCAAACAAAAAUUACGGAAAUGUCAUUUCUUUGUUGCAUUAAUUUGUGGAAACAGGGAUGUCUACGCAUCGAAUAUUCUGCUAGUAGAAACAAAAGAAGUAAUUAAUGAAGGGCCACAUAGCGUUUCUCUGAAUGAUAAAACAAUUUGCUCUACCUCUUUCUCAUUAUUUUGUGGAUAAAAUUAAUGAAUUAAUAUUUUUGCUGAUGAGAUUGGUCAUUCUUAGAAAUUUUAAUUUGACUCAUUACGAAUUGAAAUCUGUGUCAUGUAUUUGUAGCCAAUAUUGUUGUUACUUUUCAUAAAUUUGCACCUAACUGCAGAUUAAUGGACAACAUCAUUGUCUAUUAAUCUUUGAGUUUUGUUAGCUGUGUGAAGUAUCUCAGGUCAGUGCCAUUUUUUUCCCUCGCGAGGGAUCAUUUUUUUGUUUUACUUAUACCUCUCUUUAAGUUACCGAAUUAUUGCAGUUUUUGCUCAAGAAGUUGGCCUUCACUUGGACCUUUUUUCAUGUUUACAUUUAUUAAUCAUCUUUUCUCGUUUUAAAAUAAUUUGCAUAUCAUUAAGUAUACAAAUGGCAUGUACAUCGACAUGCAAGUAGCCCAUUUCAAAUAAUAUUCUCAUACUUGAUCAUUCCGCUAGGCUUUCAGAGGAGACUGAAUCUAGUUUCCCCUUGAUAUUUUUCUGCCCAGAAUCAGUUUUUUUUUUUUAAAUUUUCUUUUUUUUUAAUCAAAAAAUGUCCUACAAUCGUGUGGUGUCAACACUUGUAGCAGCUAAGUGUAAGUUUUUUAUGUAUUUUUUAUUUUCAUCUCCCCAUCCUGUGCCUUUGUUUUCCUCCUUAUGUUUUUACUUUCUUUUAGCCCCUCCUAAAAUAUGUUAUAUGUAUCAAGUUGUUUAAUUUAUUCCCCUUGUUCUUUCAUGAAGGCCACUGUCACUUGUUAACGUUAAGUACAAAAUUGAUCUUUUCAUUCUUUGGAAAUCAUCAUGUCGGUCAAUAAUCAUUUAUCUUUAGAAAGUUCUU